GAGGCUUCAAGAGUGUGACUAUAUAUCUACUCAAAUGUAAUUAUUUUGGCAAUCAUCCGAAAUACCUCGUGUCGGAUUAUUACUUCAUCUUCUUCCAAUCAUCAUCACCAUAAUCGAUCUUUCAUAAUGCUAUCUUUUUCCCUCUACUCACCCAUUCCUUGCUCUUAUUUUCCAAAGCGCUUCUCUCUAUCAACCAACAAACCUUCUUUUCAUGUAUCCAUCAAAGAUCAAUUUGCCUGUAGCGGUGGAAACACAUGGCCUGAGGAAUCGGUAGUUACUCCAGAGGGGCUUCAUCGCGAGUUAAUGCCGAAUCAUGUGGCAAUCAUCAUGGAUGGAAACAGAAGAUGGGCUCGAUCUCAAAGAUUGAUGCCUCAGGCCGGUUACUUGGCGGGUGCCAGAGCCUUGAAGUUGGUGGUUGAUCUCUGUCGUAAGUGGGGAAUCCAGGUUCUCACCGUCUUCGCCUUCUCAUCUGAUAACUGGUUAAGACCCAAAACUGAAGUUGAUCUCAUCAUGGGUCUGAUUGGAGAUAAAAUAAAAGAUGAAAUUGCUUAUAUGGAGAGGGAGAAUAUCCGGCUUUCUAUCAUGGGAGACGUAUCAAAGCUUCCACAAUCCUUGCGAGAAGUUAUCACACAUGCUGAAAACACCACGAAGAACAAUUCACGACUCAAUCUUGUUAUAGCGGUUAAUUAUAGUGGCAAGUAUGACAUUGUCCAAGCUUGUCAAACCAUAGCUCUAAAGGUCAAAGAUGGUGUGGUUAAAUCCGAAGAAAUCAAUGAGUUGAUGAUUGAUAAUGAAGUUGGUAUGAAGUCCAUGCAAUUACCACACCCUGAUCUCCUUAUUCGGACUAGCGGGGAGGUUAGAGUGAGCAACUUUUAUUUGUGGCAGUUGGCAUAUACUGAACUAUACUUUAUUCAAACACUUUGGCCAGAUUUUGGAGAAGAUGAACUUUUACGUGCUUUACAUGUUUUUCAAGAGAGAUCAAGGAGAUAUGGUGCAUGA
This is a messenger RNA of Lactuca sativa (garden lettuce), 999 nucleotides long. Its product is annotated as cis-prenyltransferase 4, chloroplastic. Gene Ontology annotation, biological process: plastid membrane organization; polyprenol biosynthetic process; response to cold. The record is from RefSeq and is a predicted model, not a curated record. Gene Ontology annotation, molecular function: ditrans,polycis-polyprenyl diphosphate synthase [(2E,6E)-farnesyl diphosphate specific] activity. Lineage: Eukaryota; Viridiplantae; Streptophyta; Magnoliopsida; Asterales; Asteraceae. Gene Ontology annotation, cellular component: chloroplast stroma.